Anolis sagrei ordinatus is the source of this 6553-nucleotide messenger RNA. NCBI's taxonomy places the organism in Eukaryota, Metazoa, Chordata, Lepidosauria, Squamata, Anolidae. The record is from RefSeq and is a predicted model, not a curated record.
AAUAUCGGUUUCCGUGCAGACGAGGGAAACGAUUCUUGCCAGCAUCACCCCAAACUGUCUGCGGGACAGAUUGUGUUUUGAGACAUGGAGGACAUUUUGCCUAGCGAAGAGGAAAUGGCCUUUCCUCGGAUUACCAAGACCUUGGGCCAGGAAAACUACUGGGAAACAACAGAAAAAUUGGACUAUAUGUAUGUUAAAUAUGCAAGGAUUUGGAUACCUGAUUCAGAACUGGUCUGGAAGUCAGCAGAACUUGUGAAAGAUUAUAAGCCAGGAGACAAAGUCCUCCAUCUUCGACUUGAGGAUGGCAAGGAUCUUGACUACAGCCUCGAUCCAAAGAAAAAGGACCUGCCGCCCUUGCGAAACCCUGAUAUACUUGUGGGAGAAAAUGACCUGACAGCUCUCAGCUAUCUCCAUGAACCUGCUGUUCUCCAUAACCUAAAAGUUCGGUUUAUAGAUUCAAAACUCAUUUACACAUAUUGUGGCAUAGUUUUGGUAGCUAUAAAUCCUUAUGAACAGCUGCCCAUCUAUGGCGAAGACAUCAUCAAUGCAUACAGUGGCCAGAAUAUGGGGGAUAUGGACCCCCACAUCUUUGCUGUGGCUGAGGAAGCAUAUAAACAGAUGGCCAGAGAUGAGCGGAACCAGUCGAUCAUUGUAAGCGGGGAAUCAGGCGCUGGGAAAACAGUCUCUGCUAAAUACGCCAUGAGAUAUUUUGCCACUGUAAGCGGGUCUGCCAGUGAAGCUAACGUCGAAGAGAAAGUAUUGGCUUCCAAUCCCAUCAUGGAGUCCAUUGGGAAUGCCAAAACCACACGGAAUGAUAACAGCAGUCGCUUUGGGAAGUACAUUGAGAUAGGUUUCGAUAAGCGGUAUCGAAUUACUGGCGCUAACAUGAGAACGUACCUCCUAGAAAAGUCAAGAGUGGUCUUCCAGGCCGACGAAGAGAGAAAUUACCAUAUCUUUUAUCAGCUUUGCGCUUCUGCAGCAUCGCCGGAAUUUAAAACGUUGCGGUUAGGGAAUGCAGACUAUUUUCACUAUACAAAGCAAGGCGGCAGCCCAGUGAUCGAUGGUGUUGAUGAUGCGAAGGAGAUGACAAACACGAGGCGUGCGUGCACAUUGUUAGGGAUUGUUGAUUCCUGCCAGAUGGGAAUUUUUCAAAUCCUUGCUGCUAUUCUUCACCUGGGCAAUGUAGCGUUUCAGUCUCGUGAUUCUGACAGCUGUGUAAUACCACCGAAACACGAACCUCUCAAGAUUUUCUGCGAGCUCAUGGGAGUGGAGUAUGACCAAAUGGCUCACUGGCUCUGCCAUAAGAAACUCGCCACUGCCACAGAGACGUACAUCAAGCCCAUUUCCAAGCUGCAAGCCAUCAAUGGCAGAGAUGCUCUUGCCAAACACAUCUAUGCCAAUCUCUUUAACUGGAUUGUCGAUCACGUGAACAAAGCCCUCCAUUCUCCCAUGAAACAGCAUUCGUUUAUUGGUGUGCUGGACAUUUACGGGUUUGAAACAUUUGAGAUCAACAGCUUUGAACAGUUUUGUAUCAACUAUGCCAAUGAGAAACUGCAGCAACAGUUCAAUAUGCAUGUAUUUAAGCUAGAGCAAGAAGAAUAUAUGAGGGAAGAAAUUCCAUGGACCUUGAUUGAUUUCUAUGACAAUCAGCCCUGCAUUAACCUCAUUGAGGCCAAAUUGGGAAUUCUGGAUUUAUUAGAUGAAGAAUGUAAGAUGCCAAAAGGUUCAGAUAAUAGUUGGGCCCAGAAAUUAUACAAUACGCAUUUGAACAAGACGCUGCUUUUUGAGAAACCCCGCUUGUCAAACAAGGCCUUUAUCAUCCAACAUUUUGCAGAUAAGUUUAAAAUGCUGCCAGAGCUGUUUCAGGAUGAGAAGGAUGCUGCUCCUGCGUCGGCAGCACCCUCCGGCCGGACGCCAUUAUCUCGAGCCGCAGUGAAACCAGCCAAGUCAAAAGCUGGUCAGACAAGCAAAGAACACAAGAAGACAGUGGGCACUCAGUUCAGAAAUUCCCUGCAUCUUCUGAUGGAGACCCUGAAUGCCACAACUCCACAUUAUGUGCGGUGUAUUAAACCAAAUGACUUCAAGAUUCCAUUUAUGUUUGAUGAAAAACGGACCGUGCAGCAGCUCAGAGCUUGCGGUGUGUUGGAAACCAUCCGAAUCAGUGCGGCUGGUUUUCCCUCAAGGUGGACGUAUCAGGAGUUCUUCAGCCGCUAUCGCGUCCUGAUGAAGCAGAAGGAUGUUCUCAGUGACAGAAAACAGACCUGUAAAAACGUCUUGGAGAAGCUGAUUCUGGACAAGGAUAAAUACCAGUUUGGGAAGACCAAAAUAUUUUUCCGGGCUGGCCAGGUGGCUUACCUGGAGAAAAUUAGGGCGGACAAACUCAGAGCYGCUUGCAUCCGCAUCCAGAAGACCAUCCGGGGGUGGCUGCUGAGGAAAAAGUACCUGCGUAUGCGCAAAGCGGCCAUCACGGUUCAAAGAUACGUCCGAGGAUACCAGGCGCGAUGCCUUGCCAAGUUUCUUCGGAGAACCAAAGCUGCCACCAUUAUCCAGAAAUUCCGGCGCAUGUAUGCUGCCCGCACGCGAUACCGUCGUACACGAGCAGCCACCGUGGUCCUCCAGUCCUACUCGCGAGGUUAUCUUGCCAGGAAGAAGUACCGCAAAAUGCUUGAAGAGCACAAGGCCACCAUUAUCCAGAAACACGUGCGCGGGUGGCUGAGCCGCAAGCGCUACCACAAGACCUUGAAGGCCAUUGUCUACCUGCAAUGCUGCUGCCGGCGCAUGAUAGCCAAGAGGGAGUUGAAGAAGCUGAAGAUUGAAGCCCGCUCUGUGGAACAUUACAAGAAGCUCAACUUUGGCAUGGAGAACAAGAUCAUGCAGCUCCAGCGUAAAAUCAACGAGCAGUCGAAAGACUUCAAAUCCGUACUUGAGAAGCUGACCACUCUAGAGGUAGCAUACAACUCUGAGACAGAGAAGCUGAAGAAUGAUGUGGAAAGGCUUCGAAUGAGUGAAGAAGAGGCCAAGAACGCGACCAACCGGCUCCUGACCCUUCAGGAAGAGAUCAACCAGCUCCGAAAGGAACUGCACCAAACGCAGACUGCAAAGAAGACCAUUGAGGAGCAGGCAGGUGUAUAUAAACAGGAGACAGACAAGCUGAUGCUAGAACUUACAGAGCAAAACACUCUGCUUAAAAAAGAAAAAGACGAGCUGAACCAUCGCAUCCAGGAACAAGCCAAAGAGAUCACAGAGGUUAUGGAGAAAAAGCUUCUUGAGGAGACGAAGCAGCUGGACCUGGAUCUGAAUAACGAAAGGCAGCGGUAUCAGAACCUGCUCCAAGAGUUUAGUCGGUUAGAGGAGCGAUACGAUGACCUCAAGGAUGAGAUGAAUUUGAUGGUGAACAUCUCUAAGCCUGGACACAAACGAAGAGAUUCCACACAUAGCAACGAAUCGGAAAAUACCUAUAGCUCUGAGAUCACUGAACCAGAAGAGCCGCAAAUGAGAAUGGAGGAACCAAGCGAGAAGAAAGCUCCCCUGGACAUGUCUCUCUUCCUCAAGCUGCAAAAACGGGUUUCGGAGCUGGAGCAGGAAAAGCAAUCCAUGCAGGAUGAGCUGGACAGGAAGGAAGAACAAGUUCUCCGAGCCAAGGCCCAGGCGGAGGAAAGGCCUCAAAUGAGAGGCGCUGAGCUGGAAUAUGAAUCACUUAAGCGUCAAGAGCUUGAAUCAGAAAAUAAGAAACUGAAGAAUGAGUUGAAUGAGCUGAGGAAAGCCCUGCUGGAAAAGAGCUCUCCAGAUGCAACGGCCCCUGGUGCCCCGGGGUACAGAGUCCUCUUGGAUCAGAUGACCUCUGUCAGCGAGGAGCUAGAGGUGCGCAAGGAGGAAGUCCUCAUCCUGAGGUCUCAGCUGAUGAGCCAGAAGGAGGCAAUUCCACCCAAGAACACGAUGACUGACUCCACCAUCCUUUUGGAGGAUGUACAGAAGAUGAAGGACAAAGGAGAGAUCGCUCAGGCGUACAUUGGUUUGAAGGAGACAAACAGAUCGUCUCUUCAAGACUAUCAUAUGCUGAAUGAGGAUGGAGAGCUGUGGCUGGUUUAUGAAGGGCUAAAACAAGCCAACAGGUUACAAGACUUCGCAGGAUGGGUGUUUUUGGAACCAAGCGAGAAGAAAGCUCCCCUGGACAUGUCUCUCUUCCUCAAGCUGCAAAAACGGGUUUCGGAGCUGGAGCAGGAAAAGCAAUCCAUGCAGGAUGAGCUGGACAGGAAGGAAGAACAAGUUCUCCGAGCCAAGGCCCAGGCGGAGGAAAGGCCUCAAAUGAGAGGCGCUGAGCUGGAAUAUGAAUCACUUAAGCGUCAAGAGCUUGAAUCAGAAAAUAAGAAACUGAAGAAUGAGUUGAAUGAGCUGAGGAAAGCCCUGCUGGAAAAGAGCUCUCCAGAUGCAACGGCCCCUGGUGCCCCGGGGUACAGAGUCCUCUUGGAUCAGAUGACCUCUGUCAGCGAGGAGCUAGAGGUGCGCAAGGAGGAAGUCCUCAUCCUGAGGUCUCAGCUGAUGAGCCAGAAGGAGGCAAUUCCACCCAAGAACACGAUGACUGACUCCACCAUCCUUUUGGAGGAUGUACAGAAGAUGAAGGACAAAGGAGAGAUCGCUCAGGCGUACAUUGGUUUGAAGGAGACAAACAGGCUUUUGGAGUCUCAGCUACAGACUCAGAAAAGGAGCCAUGACAAUGAACUGGAAGCCCUCCGUGGAGAGAUCCAAAGCCUGAAGGAGGAAAACAACCGCCAGCAACAGUUGCUGGCACAGAAUCUCCAGUUGCCCCCAGAGGCCCGGAUAGAAGCCAGCUUACAGCACGAGAUCACUCGCCUGACAAAUGAAAACCUGGAUUUGAUGGAACAGCUCGAAAAACAGGACAAGACGGUUCGCAAGCUGAAAAAGCAACUCAAAGUGUUUGCGAAAAAGAUCGACGAACUUGAAGUGGGUCAGAUGGAGAACAUUUCACCUGGGCAAAUCAUCGACGAGCCGAUCCAUCCAGUGAAUAUUCCAAGGAAAGAAAAAGACUUCCAGGGGAUGUUAGAGUACAAGAGAGAGGAUGAGCCCAAACUCAUCAAGAACCUCAUUUUAGAGUUGAAACCACGUGGUGUUGCGGUCAACCUCAUCCCAGGAUUGCCUGCAUAUAUUUUGUUCAUGUGCGUCCGCCAUGCAGACUAUGUUAAUGAUGACCAAAAAGUGAGGUCCUUGCUGACUUCUACGAUUAAUGGGAUCAAGAAAAUUUUGAAGAAAAGAGGUGAUGACUUUGAAGCGGUUUCCUUUUGGCUGUCCAACACGUGCCGAUUUUUGCACUGUUUGAAGCAGUAUAGUGGCGAAGAGGGGUUUAUGAAACACAACACGCCUCGUCAGAAUGAACACUGCCUGCACAAUUUUGACCUUGCGGAAUACAGGCAAGUGCUGAGUGACUUGGCCAUUCAGAUCUAUCAGCAGCUUGUAAGAGUGUUGGAGAAUAUUCUUCAGCCAAUGAUUGUUUCAGGGAUGUUGGAACACGAAACCAUCCAAGGUGUUUCGGGUGUAAAACCAACCGGCCUCCGAAAGAGAACCUCCAGCAUUGCUGACGAAGGAACAUACACACUAGACUCUAUCAUUCGGCAACAGAACACGUUCCACUCCAUCAUGUGUCAACAUGGGAUGGAUCCAGAGCUGAUCAAGCAGGUGGUCAAGCAGAUGUUUUACAUCAUUGGGGCUGUGACCCUCAACAACCUCCUCCUGCGGAAGGACAUGUGCUCCUGGAGCAAAGGGAUGCAGAUCAGGUACAAUGUCAGUCAGCUCGAAGAAUGGCUUCGGGACAAAAACCUGAUGAAUAGUGGUGCUAAGGAAACUCUGGAGCCCCUUAUCCAGGCAGCGCAGCUGUUGCAGGUGAAAAAGAAGACGGAUGAAGAUGCAGAGGCCAUUUGCUGCAUGUGCAAUGCCUUAACUACUGCACAGAUUGUUAAAGUUUUGAACUUGUAUACUCCAGUUAAUGAGUUUGAAGAAAGAGUGUCUGUGUCCUUCAUCCGGACGAUACAGCUGCGUAUGAGAGACCGGAAAGACUCUCCUCAACUGCUGAUGGAUGCGAAGCAUAUUUUCCCCGUUACUUUCCCAUUCAACCCUUCGUCCCUUGCAUUAGAAACCAUCCAGAUCCCAGCAAGUUUGGGUCUAGGAUUCAUCACGCGUGUCUGAAUCACAGAUACAGUUCGCUAUUGAUCAUGAGUUUGCUGCCCGUACUUUCCAGAAAGGAACACAGAAAAGCCAUGAGGAUGGGGUGGGAUAGGGAAAUAGGGGGAGAGGGCUUCAAAAAUAUUGUAGAUACCCUAAAAAUGCGUUAUAGAAAGCUGGAAUGCUGCAUAACUGUCACAGCUGAUGGCUGAUGGAAGCAUAUACGUUUGUACAAAUUCAUUCUUGUCAUGCUGAGGCCUAUGUACCAUUUUAACAGUCAGAUCUUUCCCAGUCCAGAUCUUCUCCCUUAUGUGCUGUUUUAUAUUUAAAUCCAGAGCUGAAUAGACCGUCUUUGACUAAUAAAACAGCAUGCACACUC